This is a messenger RNA of Zalophus californianus (California sea lion), 1407 nucleotides long. RefSeq names its product etoposide-induced protein 2.4 homolog. Gene Ontology annotation, biological process: macroautophagy. Gene Ontology annotation, cellular component: endoplasmic reticulum. NCBI's taxonomy places the organism in Eukaryota, Metazoa, Chordata, Mammalia, Carnivora, Otariidae. The record is from RefSeq and is a predicted model, not a curated record.
CUCCUCUGUGUAGUUGGUAGUUUGGGUGGUGAAGAGAUGGCUGGCAGCGUCAAAACCUUUCUCCAGGACCUUGCCAGGGGCAUCAAAGACUCCCUGUGGGGAAUUUGUACCAUCUCAGAGCUAGAUGCUCGGAUUCGGCACAAGAGAGAGGAGCAGCGUGGAAGAGGGGCAAGCCCCGUGCUGGCACAGAGGAGAGCGCAGAGUACAGAAAGGAAGCAAGAGAGUGAGCCACGUAUGCUUAGUAGAGAUUUCCAGUGUUACGCUUGGAACGGUGGAAUAUUCUGGUUAAGCCUCUCGUUUUAUUGAGUGUUUCUUCCUGUACUGCAGUCAGUGACAGCCCAAAUUAUUGGCGACCCCUCACAACAUGGAGAUGUUUGGUCGUGGCUGGAAUUCUUCCUUAUGUCCAUUUUCAGUGCUCUUUGGGUGCUCCCUCUGUUUGUGCUUCGCAAAGCUGUAAAUGCCAGUGGAUUUCAAGACAUAGCUGACCUGGCAUUUGAGGUAUGGGGGAGGAAGCCUCACCCAUUCCCUGGUGUCAGCAAAAUAAUUGCUGACAUGCUCUUCAGCCUUUUGCUGCAGGCUCUUUGCCUCAUCCAGGGCAUGUCUGUGAGUCUCUUUCCCAGCCACCUUGUUGCUCAGCUGGUUAGUCUUCUGCAUAUGGCCCUUCUCUACUCGCUGGACUGCUUUGAAUAUCGUUGGUUCAGUAAAGGAAUUGAAAUGCACCAGCGGUGGUCAAACAUAGAAAGGAACUGGCCUUACGACUUUGGAUUUGGCUUGCCCUCCGCCUUCCUCGCAGCGAUGCAGUCCUCAUGCAUUAUCAGUGGCUGCCUCUUCCCCAUCCUCUGUCUUCUAUUCAUUAUCAGCGCCAAGGAAGCGAAGACCCCUGGCAAAGCCUACCUUUCCCAGCUGCCCCUCUUCUCCUUGGCGGUUUUCUUAAGCAACAGACUUCUCCACAGGACGGUCUACCUGCAGUCCGCGCUGACUAGCUCAACCUCCACAGAGAAAUUCCCUUCACCGCAUCGGUCUGCUGCCAGACUGAAGGCUGCCUCAGGCCACUCAGUCGCCUGCCAUCCAGAGGGGAUGGCUGGGAUUGGAAGAGGCCAUAGCAGCUCUUUCCCUUGUCCCCGCCUCUGCCAGGGAAGGCAGGACCCGCUCUGCCGAGGGCCCUCUGCGUAUUCCCUUCUCGCUGAGGAAUUGGGACUUUUGUCUCUAGUGCACUUAAGGCAGAAUCUUCCUGACACCCGUGUGUGGAUUUUUAACACCGGUGAGUCUGAAUGGACCACAGGUUUUUCUGUAGUUCUUUUCUGGCACUUGCCAGCCCCCAUGCCUGGACUGAUUGGAAUACUGUUUUUGUCCCUGUGCCAUCGACCCUCUCAGCUCCCCGUCCUGCCUUCCACCACCCUCGGAUGA